AUGCUUGCAAAGCUAAAGGCCAUUCAAGAUGGCAUUAUUAUUGCAGGAGAUGGUCGCCAUGAUAGCACUGGACACAGUGCAAAAUUUGGUGCCUAUACAAUCUUCUGCUGCACUGUUCCCAUGAUUAUUCAUUUUUCUCUGGUUCAGGUUAGAUACAUUUUUUAUCAUUAUUACUUCUGGGUGAUGCAUCUACAGUGUAGCUCCCUGCAAUGUCACUUAGAAAUACUUUAUACUUUAUAUAGAGUUCAUAAUUUAUGUACCCUACUCUUUUAUUCUCAGAUGCACUUUUUUAACCUGCUAAUUGACCUUACCAAUAAUUUAAUUUUCAUUGGAGACAUCAAACUGGUCUUUCCGUUUUAUUUAUAUCCAUCAUUUUUUUUAUAGAGGAAUGAAGCUGGAAAUAGUAAAGGGAUGGAAUUUAUGGCAUUUCAACAUUGCAUGGACUUCUUGCUGGCUUAUGGCCUUCUGAUCACCACAUUCAUUUCAGACUUACGAAUAUUGUUCACUACUUCGACAUCUGGCAUCUAAAGAGGAGUAAGGAUAUACCAGUCUUCACUAUCAUUGUAGAUUGUAUUAUAUUUUUGUAAACUUCUUGUCUGUUCCAAACAUUAUGCAUCAAUCAAUUCCAGCUGCAACCAUCGCCCCACUCCCUCCUGGGGCAACUGUAGGGCAUUUGCACACACUGUCAAUCCUGGGGGUCGGGCAUUAGCCUAAACCAGUGCGAGAUGCCUGGAUACUGACUGAUACAUUACCUGAUCAAUCCAAACCCUUAUGAAAGUUUUGUUUUUCUCUUUGUCUUUCCACAGAAAUCUGCAAAGUACUAUCGAAGAUUGCAAAACUGAAAGACUGUGAAGCCUUAUCUGAGUGGAUAAAGCCAUGUGAAAGGCACCUCCAUUGGAGUGCCACCUCUACCUUCAAUGGCAGUGGGAGAGUUAUUUUGGCAAAGUUCAAGGGAUUCCUUAAUCAUGUCAUCAAUAACCAUUCUGGCUUCAGUGAUCCCCUGUUCAAUAAAUGCGCCCAUGGAAAUAUUGAACCACAAAAAUGGCUAAGAAGUGGUAUGUUCAUAGGUGAAGUCUUGUAAAAGUAAGGUUGUCGCUUUGCUGUUUUUCAUAUGAUAUGUUGGAGAGGGGGGUUUGCCCAAGUGUUUACUUUGAAGAUGAAACUUUUGAAAAUAACCAAUAUUCCCAAUACUCCGCAGAGCCAACCCUGCCUUACGUAAUAAUUAUGGAAAAUCCUAUGGUGUAAAUAGCACAAGGUAGUAAAAGAAUCGUCACAAAAAUGUACUACAGUACUCUAGUGGCAUGCUAGCCUUGUAAUUUGACACCAUGUCAGUUCCAUGUUAGUAGGUACCGAUUCUGAUCUCUCCAUUUCUUGAUUAAUAGGGACACUGGUGUACGAAACAUUAUGUGAGGCACUAAGCAAUAAGGCCCUGGUAAGGGGAAUUAAACAAGCCUCUCCUCAUGCCCAAACAAGCUGUUUGGAAUGUUUUCACUCGGUCCUCAACCACUUUGCGCCAAAGAUGAUUGUUUACUCCUAUGUUGGCAUGUACAAAUGGUUUAUGGUCUUUUUGUUCUUGUAUGAUGGUGAUAGCUCUUGCACAAUUUUAUAGUCUGGAAUUUGGUAUGCCUAUCACCAAAAGCUCUUUUUUACAAUCAAAACAAAGGUUUGCAAAUUCACAUUACUUUUGGUCAGAAAAAGGUUAAGGGUUCCCAGAAUUGCAUCCACAAGCCCCACCAGAAUUUUAAGGUGUAACCUAUCAUUCAUUUCAUCGUGGUUGUGGUUGUCUGUUCCCAUCUUGAUGUUGUAAAAUUGAUGUAUAUUGCAAUGUAACCUACGACUCAAAUAGGCAUUUACAUCCUAGGCACAUCUUGGCUGCAGUUCACUUCAACUUUAAUCUGCAUAGAGAGGUGAAAAGUCGAGAGAAAGAUGGGGUUUAG
This is a messenger RNA of Porites lobata, 1937 nucleotides long. The record is from the annotation of a GenBank genome assembly. NCBI's taxonomy places the organism in Eukaryota, Metazoa, Cnidaria, Anthozoa, Scleractinia, Poritidae.